Molecule: messenger RNA, 2543 nt
Organism: Chrysemys picta bellii (western painted turtle)
Lineage: Eukaryota; Metazoa; Chordata; Testudines; Emydidae
Source: RefSeq, a predicted model, not a curated record
AAACUGGCAACCCGAACCCGCAAACGGGUUUUGUCACCUUUAGAAAAAUGUACCAGGGUUAAUGUAGAUUGUUCCCCCUUAAUCAAAUGAAAAGCACCUUGUGUCCAUGUACAAAAGUGCUUCAACCAGUGUUAUGUAACAAUUGGUGCUCACUCUGCCUGGAAUUUUAGGGAUAAUACUUCAGUCAAUUGGAGAUCAAUCCAGCAUGUACAUUGGCACAAUUGUGCAUUACUGACUGACAGCUUAGAGCUGACAGGCCCUUCAGCCAGUGAACCUCCUUAGUUUGACAGCUAAGAGUCCCCUUUCAAACCGCUACUUCCUCAGAGUCCCCUCCUCAGAAAUGGUGCCGCACUCAUGAUUACUCCCUCCAAAUGCUCAACUAAUGGUUCCUGCAUAGACACAUUCUAAGCUAACUGUGAACUUCUGACACAUUUCCCUCUGGGGUCCCCCUCCUAGCAAUGGCCUUCUGUCAAAUGUUCUCCUCUGCCCAUGAACCACCCUAUUAAUCCUCAUCCCUGAAAUGCCCUGCCCCCACUUCUGUCAUACCACUUGUCCUGGCUACCAGAUGUCCCAAACUGAGCCAACUGUGGCUCACCAGCUGCUAGUACAGGUGCCAAAUCAUGACUUAUAGCUGAUGAACCAAAUAAUGCGGAUGCUUGGAUUCCAUUGACAGCUGCCUCACCCCCCUCCAUUGGGCCCCUCCAGGGCCAAAAGAAAGUGCCAAUCAUCCCUCAUUAGGGCUCUGCUUUGUCAGAGCUGUUCAGAUCCAACAGAGCAACAUUAUCUUUUGAUGAUGAUGAAUAAUUUUUUGCAAAGGAUUCAACAGUGUCACUUGAGAGUGUUCAGCACCAGAUCCUGUAGGUAUUUUGACCUGUAUAGGGGGAUUGGAUACUUUAGGGGCAGUUGUUGGAUGAUGUGGCCAGGAUGCAUUUUAAAGGGUGGGGUGAGGAGGUUGGAUCUUCUUUGAGAUGACAGCCCAUUCACUACACCUGCAUCAGUUUAAGGCAGCCCUAGUGCGGAUGCAGGGUAAAGCUUAGACUGUUUCAGAGUGGCUAGUGUGAACACACUCUUUCUUUGUGUUUCAGAAGUUGAAGCACAAUGGAUUGAGCAUUUGUAAUACUGAAAAGCUAAUAUUUAAGAAAUUCAGUCAAAAAAAUGACAAAACUAACCAAAUAAUAAAUAUUAACGUUCUAUAAAGAAGUUAUACAGACUAGCAGGACAGUUUCAUUGUGCGGACAUCUAGAUGGACUGAUCUACGAAGGUUGUCAGAAUUACAAGACAAUAAGAAAGUAGUGAUGGAAUCGUUGGAUACGGGGUCUAAAGCAAAGAAAACUCUAGGAAACGUUGACUAUGUAGAGUCAUCAGAAUUUUCCCAAGGAAUUCUGCCUACAAAUAAGGAUGUCAUUCAGAACAUGUUGUAUCUGUUGCAACCCAAAAGAGCUGGGCAAGCACAACGAUCAAAAGAAGAUGCAGCCCAAUUGCUUGCUGAACUUCUGCAGGAACACUGGUUGUUUUGCAACUUACACACCAUAGCAACAAAAAAUAUAAAGAAGAAUAUUCUCAAAAUGUAUGAGGAAUUCACAAAACUCUAUCAAACCAGAAAGCAGAGACAAAAUCAGUCAUUUACAGAGAAGGCCGACACAUUCAACAGGAGUUCAGAACAGCUCUUUGACAUAUUUUGUACAGACACAGUGAUAAGAAAUGAGCUGGAACAAUACAGUGGUAUAAAAAUGACAGACGUUGAGUGGAAAUUUCUUGAAAACCAAAGAAGUGAAAGAAAAAUGUACCAUAAAGAUUUCAUGGACAAGAAAGAAAUUAAGAUGAUGGGAAGAAGAAAACUACAGUGCCUGGAGCACUUGAGAAAAAUUACAGAAAAAAAAGAAGCAAGUGAAGUCAAAGAAGAGACUUACAAAACUGAUGAGAAGUCAGAUGAAGGUAUGAGUGUAAAUGAAUCAUAUGUUGUAGAAGAGGAGGAGGAUGAAGGUGUUCCAGAUUUUUCAUCUAAGGGGAAAAGAAAGCGUCCAUAUUCUACGUGGACUGCCAGCUCUCCAACAUCAGCUGGUGAUAGUAUGCCUCUUGAGUGUCAACAUAUACGUAUGAGCAUCAGGAAAGUUAGGCCUGGGUUCUAUGAGACUGUUGAUAAGUUUAAAAACUGCUAGUACAUGUCAGUCUCAAGCUGAGGCUACUGUAGUAGAAGUUAGCAACAAAAUAUUUAGGACAUCUUGAAAUACCAUGAUCAUUUGGAAGUCCCUGAUGUAGAUACUCUAACAACAUUCAGAAACAUCCACCUGGGAGUGAAGAGCAUUGAAGUAAUGAGAUUGGCAGAAACUGUAAAAGAUUAUGAACUCGAAAGGAAAAAGCAGUUAUUAACUAAUGAUAUGAAGGCUUAGAGAUAGAUGAUCUGGAGGUUAUGUAGCAGUACAAGUCUCUAUCUAAGGCCCUGACUGUACUAGACUUUUUUGGAUGAAUGUUCACUAAGGAUACAGUUAAGAGUACCAAAUACUUGACAUCUAAGACAAUAUAUAAAAUCUUCAUUUCCAGAA